AAACAUAAGAUACAUUUGAAAGUUAACAAAGACUUUAAAUGGAAUUUGACAUAUUGAAACAAAAUACGCAAUGCAACGGUUCUUUUUUCUUUACCCAUGAGUUGGUCACAUGAUCGAAUGAUCAUCAUGUCACAAGGGAAACAACAUGGCUGCUUACUUGUGUUUUAUAUUUAUCUCUCGCUAGUGGUAUUAGCUGAUAAACGCCGAACUUAUUUGUAUAAUAAUUUAUACAGUUAACGAUAGUAUUGACGUCCUUUGAAUUAGGUAUAUGUUCACUGUGAAGUAGCUUGACAAAAUAUAUAUUUCUCUUGACAGUUGCGAAGCUUGACAGCAGUCUUCCAGUCACAGUCAGGUGGAUUUAGCCAUGGCUUCGUCGUUUGUGGUCGGGGAUUCAUUCAGAAAUAAGGUGGCGGAAUUAUUAGAGAAGACUGACUCGUGUCUGCCGCAGAGAUUGAUGGAAGAACUGGAGGAGACACUUGGAAAAACAGAACCCACAACCCUGUCCUUCAGUACAGCCAGAACACUGAAGAAGUACCUCCAUGACAAUGGGCAUCCCUUCUACCUGCAUGAGGUUUUGGAGGAAAGCUCGCUGCACCUGCCUGAGAUUGUGAAGCCUCCCAGAAACCCAGUUCUCGUCGCACGUCUUGAGAGGAUCAAAGCCAAGCUGGCCAAUGAGGAAUACAACAGAAUCACACGAAAUGUCAACACUCAGGAAAUCGACCGCAAUGGAUCGCUAGCAGAUUUUGGACGGGAAAUGCGAUCAGUCAAAGCAGUGGUGGUGACAAUAUUCAACUUCCUGGUCACAGUGGUUGCUGCUUUUGCCUGUUCAUAUAUGGGGAGUCAGUACCUGUUCACUGACACUGCAGCGCGAGUAUUAGCGGCUGUGAUCGCUGCCUCUGUUGUGGGGCUCGCUGAGCUGUAUGUGCUGGUCCGGACCAUGGAGGGGGAACUAGGAGAACCAUAGCCGCUAUGCACACAGAACCAGGGACCUGUGUCAGAACUUAAAGCGGAACGUCGGCAGCCCCAACAGGCCGACUGAUUCAGAACAGACAUUUGACUUUGCCUAGGAAACCCUACAGACUUGUUUUCUUUUUAUUUGACAGGAAAAUAUGUGAGAUUUUUGUGCAAGGUCAGAGUUACUGAGAAUUUAAAAAUACAUUUUCUAGAAGCAAUAAAUGGAUGCUUCAACAUUCCAAGAAAGCUAAUUGGUUCAAAAUUAAUAUUGGUCGCUUUAUCUGACAUUACAUACCACCUGACCAGACUUUCUUUUCAUUACAUUUAAAUAUAUUUAUUUACAGCUCUUCUUCCAUUUUAAAUGUUCUUCAUCCAACAACCUAAAUAUAAAUGUUUAUUUACUUAAUGUACAUUUUCAAUUUUGUUCUCAGAUCAUGUAAUCAUAUUUGUGUGUGUAAAAAAAUCAUCUGGAUUAACUAGUUUAUUCCUACAAUUGGUAAUCCACCAGUUAGUGUUGCCUUCCAGCGUUCACCCCGUGGGCCUGUGGUCGAGGACAGGUAAAAUGCAGGCCGGGGGCCGCUGCUCAAUCUGUAGGGCUUGGCUUGGGAACCAAAGGGUUGCCUUUCAUGUCCCGAUCGGAUCAAAAAUACAUAGUCUUGACUGCUAGCUGCAGAGGUGCCAGUUCCUCUCCUGGGCGACGAAAAAACGAACAACCCCUUCGCUCUGUCACCUCUAAAUCAGUGCAUGUCACUACAAUGGGCAUAUGUGUGUACAAAAACAGAGUAAAGAACUGAAUUUCCCUCGGGGAUUAAUAAAGUGAUCUUAAUCUUAAAAACUCUUAUCCUUUAGAUUGUUUUUGUGUGAGUUGCAAAGUGUUGGUUUAUUGAGCGUGGAGAUUCUGCCUUGGAACCAGAAGGCCCUCGCCUUGUUGUUCUGAAGCUAAAAUGACAAUUGAAAAACUCAAUGUAUCUUUCCUGAAUUCAUGACCUAGUUACUUAAAAUAAUUGGCAGGCCUUUUUGUCAGCAAUUUAAUGCAGCACAUUUUAGUUUCUAUCAUAUUACUGCACAAAAAUAAUUGUGCAUCUACUCUCUUCAGCGAGUUCACAUUAAAGUUUGAGCAACCUGGUUAUGAUUUCUGGAAGAAGUCAUUCCUGUUGAGUUUUUCAUACGCAACAAGCUUAGUGACCGUGUUCCAUUUGAUUACAGAGAAGGCAGAUAUCUACAACACUUUACAUCGUACAUCAACUAUGGACUAUUAAAUAGCACUACAGGUCAAAGAACAUUUUUAUUUUUGAUGUAAACUGUCCUUUUAAGCCAGGGGUGUCAAACUC
Notothenia coriiceps (black rockcod) is the source of this 2285-nucleotide messenger RNA. It is a transcript of the gene vma12, whose product is annotated as vacuolar ATPase assembly factor VMA12. The transcript is spliced from 6 exons. Gene Ontology annotation, biological process: vacuolar proton-transporting V-type ATPase complex assembly. Gene Ontology annotation, cellular component: endomembrane system. Bases 365 to 964 code for a protein of 199 amino acids. The record is from RefSeq and is a predicted model, not a curated record. NCBI's taxonomy places the organism in Eukaryota, Metazoa, Chordata, Actinopteri, Perciformes, Nototheniidae.